Molecule: messenger RNA, 815 nt
Organism: Anastrepha ludens (Mexican fruit fly)
Lineage: Eukaryota; Metazoa; Arthropoda; Insecta; Diptera; Tephritidae
Product: protein takeout-like
Exons: 4
Coding region: 20-778 (252 amino acids)
Source: RefSeq, a predicted model, not a curated record
CGGGUAAAAACAAGCGAGGAUGUUGCGAACUAAUUUCAUAAUAGUGUUGGCAUUCACAGCAUAUUGCGUGCAAUCAGCUAAGGCGCAAAUAGCACUGGAUUUUGAAAAAUGUCGCUUUGGUGAUGCGGCUUGCAGCACAAAUGUCGCAAAUAUAAUACUGAAGAAAUAUGCGAAAACGGGUUUACGUGCAUUGAAUCUCAUACCUUUCGAUCCUUUGCAUAUUAAAUCGCUGACAUUUGACCAAAACCCAAAUAGCCCCAUAAAUAUCAGAUUGAACUUCAAGGAAAUAGAUAUUCUCGGUUUGGCGAAUGCAAACAACGUAAAAGUCGAAGGUUUGACGCGCGAUGUUAAAGGACCCAUUUUACUGGAAGGAACUCUACCGCAAGCAAUCAUUCGCGGUCCUUACCAAGGCAGCGGAACAAUUUUGGGUUUACCAUUCAAAGGCAAAGGCAACUGCGAGAUAGUGCUAAAAAAUAUAAAGCUUACUUCCAAAUUAAAUGGUAAGUUGGUGAAGAAGGCCGACGAUGAAUAUUUAUCGAUUGUUGAUGUAAGUUUGACGAUGUCGAAACCCGACAAUGUACACUUCCAAUUUGGUGGACUUUUUGAUGGCAACAAAGAUUUGGCAGAUACAGCAAAUAGUUUCGUCAACGAGAAUUGGCCAGAAAUUUAUGGAGAACUUCGACCAGCAAUGCAGAAAGCAUUUGCAUUGAUUGUUCAUGGAAUUACCAAUAAUGUAUUUAGUAAAAAUCCAUAUCCAAAGUUAUUCUUAGCAAAAUAAUUUUGUCAUAUCUGGAAAGGUUAAGUAUUAAGAUAUU